This is a messenger RNA of Ipomoea nil (Japanese morning glory), 2731 nucleotides long. RefSeq names its product protein ACCUMULATION AND REPLICATION OF CHLOROPLASTS 3. Gene Ontology annotation, biological process: chloroplast fission. Bases 165 to 2594 code for a protein of 809 amino acids. The transcript has 16 exons. The record is from RefSeq and is a predicted model, not a curated record. Gene Ontology annotation, cellular component: extrinsic component of plastid membrane; chloroplast outer membrane; cytosol. NCBI's taxonomy places the organism in Eukaryota, Viridiplantae, Streptophyta, Magnoliopsida, Solanales, Convolvulaceae.
CUAGUUUGCAACUGUGCAUAAUUUGCAGAAAUAGCUCCCACUCGGAAGAAGGCCACAAGACUAGUGCAGAUAUUUUUUCCGACCAUGCUUUGAAAUUCUUCUAUCGACACAAUUGGCAGUCAGAGGUUUCGUUCGAACUCAGCCUUUCUGAUUCUUCCGAGGUGAUGGAGCUCCCCGUUCCCAUUUCAACAAGGCUCCACUCAAUUUCACGCAUCCCCUUUAGAAUCGGCCUCGUCAAUUUCCGCUCACCCAACAACGAUAAUCGUCGGACAAGGCUGAGGCGCAAUACCGCUCCUGUUCGAGCUGAGCUGAGUUCCGAUGUCAGUCAUAAGAGCGGCGAUUCCGACAAAAGCGUUGUGAGUUCUGUUAACAGUAAUUGCAAAGGCUCUUCUUUGCUCAAGGGAGAAGAAGGGGAGGGAUUGUUUCAUCGGAAUGUUUGGGAAGAGACGGAUUUCGUGGAGGUGAUUGGAAUUGGCAGUCGGAAAGACGCCAUUCUAGACUUCUGUUUGGCUUCUUCUUCUCGUUUCCCGGCUUUGAGAAUUUGGAAUAUUCUUGUCAAAGAUUCAGGGAAGGUGUUAUUGCAACAGAGGUUUCUGACAGAAGAUAUUUCAGCAAGAGUUGUGGAAGUGCCAUUAUCAUUGAGUUCGUGUUCUAAAGCAAUUAUACUUGUGGCUAGUGCAGCUUAUGGUGAAGAUAUAAUCCCAUCCCUUGAUAUUCUUACAAGAGUAAGAUCUGCUGAUGGGCUAGUCAUUGGAAUAAUUUUGAAACCUUUCAGCUUUGAAGGACGAAGGCGCCAGGAUGAGGUGAAUGAAUUGGUUGAUGAGCUUCAAAAGCAAGCUAAUUUUUGUAUAGUUAUUGAUACUGAUGCACUUCUGGCAAAAGAUCUACUUACUCUGGAUGAGGCUUUGAAGACUUCAUACAAUGCAGUUUUGAUGGCUACAAAUGCCAUAUCUGUUCUUGUAUCUGAGAACUACAUAAAGUUUCGUGAUUUACCAAGUAAUUGUUGUGAAUUGCUCGAAGUUCCGCAGCUAAAAAAUAUUCUUGAGAUCUAUAGAGAAGCUAAAAUUGGAUAUGGAGCUGGCUACAACAUUAAAACUUCCAUUUUGCGAGCUACAUAUGAUUGCCCCUUCCUUGGGGUGUCUGUAAAGGAAUUAGAUGGUGUAAUUUUAUGCGUUAUUGCAAGCUCCAAUGCACUUGAUUCCAGCAAUGUGCAUACAAUUUGUCAUACUUUUCGACAAACAACAGGAUGGAAGGGAGAUAUUGUAAUAUCAAUUGUUUAUGAACCCAAUGUGGAGGCAAAUUUAAUACUGACUACUAUAAUUAUGUGUGGGUGUAUUGAACAGCAACCAUCACAGAGGAAUAGCUUGCUCUCUAGACUGGCCCACCAUUUCCCUUUCAUUUUUAAUAUCCUUAAGAAGCCAGAUUCUCCUCUUUAUUCCCACACCAAGGAAAGAUAUUCAUUGGGGAAUCCACAAAUUUCAGAUGCCUCAAAUUUGCAGUGUACUGAUGAAAUGUUGGAUAUGCUUUCUGUGGAUGGUACAAGGCCCAUGGAUUCUGAGGCUGAAGAUGCAUCAUUGUAUGAUGAGCAACUGCAAGAAAUAUUUAACACUGGUGGAGAAACACUUCUUUCAAAGGGCUGUGAAGUUGGUCCUGAACAAAGCAAAACUGAAAUCUCAGAGGCUGGCUUUUCUUUUAAUGAUGCAGUCGAUGUUGAAGGAGUUCCAACUUUCAGAAGAGAGCUACUUACGAGGCAAAACCUGCACCCUGGAUUUCAAAUCCCCCAAGACUGGGGCAAAGAAGGCACUAAUGACAUGGAAACCUACUUAGCUGACAAUGUCAGCACAUUCAAACUUCCUGUUGGUGUAAAACAAUUAGAGCAAUCAAAAAAUGGUUCAACUACCUCAAACUCUUGGAAUUGGGCAGAAUGGAUGACUGAAGAAAUUAAAAGGGCACAAACUCAGGAUACUAAAGUUGUGUCUUGGGAUAGAAUGAAUGGUGACAGUGAGGCUAAGUUGGAAAUGGACAACCAUGCUUCCAGAGUAACACAAGCAGAUCAGAGCAAUUUUUCAAAGAAGAAAGGAGUUCUUUCAAUUCGUGCAGCCUCUAUGCUGGAAUCUGAACGAACUUCACAAAAUAAGUGGGUUCCUGUGGUUGAAAUGAAGUAUAGGGGAGGCAUAUACCGAGGUCGCAUCCAAGGUGGACUUCCUGAAGGAAAGGGCCAUCUGUCUCUCAGAGAUGGAAGUGUUUAUGAUGGCAUGUGGCGCUAUGGAAAGAGGUCCGGCCUUGGCACAUUCUACUUUAGUAAUGGUGAUAUCUACCGUGGUUUGUGGAGGGAUGAUGUGAUGCAUGGCAAGGGUUGGUUUUACUUUCAUACUGGGGAUCGCUGGUUUGUGAACUUCUGGAAGGGAAAGGCAAAUGGAGAAGGGCGUUUUUAUUACAAGCAUGGUGAUAUUUCAUUUGGCCACUUCAAAGACGGAUGGCGGCAUGGCCAAUUUCUUCACAUAAACAUUGACGGGACAAGGUGUCUUGAGGUAUGGGAUGAAGGCACCCUUGAAAGCCGAAAGAAUUUGGAUUCUGAUAUUCCUGCUGGAUAGAAUGUGCUUAUAGGUGGCUAUUUGUGUAUAUAUGUAAUUAUGUUCCAUUACAUAGUAGUUAAAUCAACCUUAUAUAGGCAAUUAUGUCAACAACUAUAAUAUUUUUAUAUACACUUUGUCUUGUUUCUUUCUUGCUA